ACUCCGUUCUGCGCUCUGAUUGGUCCGCUCCAAUGUUGUGGCCAGCACGCAAAAAGUUUGCCUCCAAGUUUCAUCAUCUUUGUGGAGCGAGCUCGGAAGUUUUUCUCGAAUUUGAGUUGAUUUUUGUGCGUUUGGCGAGCUGAUUGUUGUGCUGAAAGGUUCAUCAUUACAAGUGCUACGUGGGAAAAGCAAAGAUGGGUAGCGCCGGUGGCGGCUGGAGUGAAUUCCCGUCGACCAUGGAUGUCUUCAAGGAGGACGAGUUGAUCAACGAUAUUGCGGACAUGUACCAGCUAAACGAGGAAAAGCUGAUGAAUAUUAUGAACGAGGAGUUUCUCAGCCAGUACAGCUGGGAGGGGCAGCAGGCGUCGCCGGAUUCGACCACAUCUCCGUUCCUGAAUUCGCUGAACGACCCGGCGCUGGAUAUGGAGCAGGAAGAUUCCGGACUGCUGAAGAGUGAGCCCCAGCAGCAGCAGCAGUUGGUAUCGGUGGAUCCGAUGAUGGUCAAUGUACCGACGAGCGUCGUAAAGCAGGAGCCGAUCGUGGUCCACCAGCAACCUGUGACCAGCGUUGCGGCUCCGAUCAUCCUCACCCAGAACCGGGUCGCCAACAUCACGACGAAUGGAUCUACAAUCGUUCUGCAGAAUGCCCCUCCGGGUUAUUCUUACAUCAAGACCAUCGUGCCGACAACGACGUCGACGACCGUCCCGCAGACCAUUCUCCCGAAGACGUCGGCUCCGACUCCGGUUGUGAAAACGACGGUUCCCGUUAUGCCGCAGAUGUUUACAUUCCAAACGGCCGGAAACAACCAGAUUCUGCUUCAGGCGAACCCAGCGCAAAACAUUCACACCGUGGUAACUGGACCCAUUAUAACGACCGGACUUCCGCUGGUGAUGGAAUCUUCUUCAGCAUCCGUUGAGAAUCCCGGCAAGUUGCAGCUCAAUCCACAGCCCAAGGUGAAGGAGGUCAAGCGUUCGGCUCACAACGCCAUCGAGCGUCGCUAUCGGACCUCAAUCAACAGCUGCAUCGUUGAGCUGAAGAACAUGCUCGUCGGGGUCGAUGCCAAAUUGAACAAGUCCGCCAUUCUUCGCAAGGCUUUGGAUCACAUACGCCACUUGCAAAAGGAGAACAACAGCCUAAAGCAGGAGAACAUGUAUCUCAAGGCAAAGAUGAACAACCAAAAGUACUCGCUGAAGGAUCUGCUCGUCACGAACGUCUCGGAGAGCGAGCUGGGCCAGCUUGGCGGCCCGACCACGCCUCCACGGAGCGACCAAUCGUCUAUUCCGUCCUCGUCGCCGUCGCACAACUCGGACAACUCGAUGCCACCGUCUCCGUUUGGCACGACGUCCUCCGCGGACGAAUCUAUGCUGGACGAUGUCAUGGUUCCGAACGUGCACGGAAUGUCUGCGCACUCGCGGCUGACGCUCUGCAUGUUCAUGCUGGCCGUGCUGACGAUCAAUCCGUUUGGAAGCUUCCUGUCGGCAGGGUCGGAUGAACAGAUCGAUCCGGGCACGAGUCGUCGGAUCUUGACCGUGGACGAACCGUUCUUCUCGUGGAGUGGGUUGGCUUCGUCGGUGCUGAUCUUCGCGGUAAAUGUUGCUGUUUUGGCGUUUGGGUUGAUCAAGUUGCUUGUUUACGGUGAUCCGAUACUUCCGGUUCGUUCGAAGGCAUCCACCGAUUACUGGAAGCACAAGAAGCAAUCCGACUUGGACUUUGAACGUGGAAAUGUGGCUGCUUCGCUGAAUGAGUCGAAACGGUGUCUUGCAACGUUCGGGAUUACAAUCCCGGACAGUCGUCUGGAAACGGUCACCACUACCGGAUGGCAGUUCAUCCGGAUGUUCUUGCAUCGGAUCUACGUGGGUCGCUGGCUCUCCCGCCGCACUGGUGGACUGUUCAAGCCCGAUGCCGAGCGACAGGACGCGCUGAACUCGGCGAAAGAAUUGGCUCUGCUGUUUCAUCGCUUGAAUCAGCUGUCGCUCGUGUCCAAUCAACCCGAUCGCAACGGACUCAUGAUGUCGCUGUACGCCGUCAACAUGGCUGAAACUGCCGCGGCGGUCAUUUCCCCGGAGGACACCAUCGAGAUUUACAUCAUGGCAGCGCUGCGCGUCAAGAAGAGCUACCCCCGGUUCAUGCAGUACUUCUGCCGUUACUAUCUGGCCAAGGCAAAGCAGCUGGGCGAAACCAUGGAGCAGGGCAAGUUCGGCUGGGCGUUUACGUCGUUUGGUUUCCGCUUCCUCACGAAUCACGCCGUUCGGUUCGAGGAACACCCGGAAUCGCAGAUGUUCACCAUGUUGGGCAAUCGAGCGGAUCCGCUGGAGUACAUUCUGCGAGAUUACCGCGAGAACCUGCUCCGGAAGUCGAUCCAGUGCCUCGUUGGAUCGGGACAAAUCAACUGGAAGCAUGCGCAGCAGCCUCUUGAAGCUAAAGACGCAAAGGAAGAGCAGUCGGACAACGCCAAAUCCACGAACUAUCCGUACUCCAGCUGCCAGAUCAGCAACGUGCUUCACUUUGUCGAGCUACUCAAGGACUGUCUCAGCAAACAAGACCGUCUAGCUCACUGGUGGUCCAGCCUGUUCAGCAUUGCCGCUCACUGGUUGCUCGGUGAAGACAUGGAAGCUGAACUGCUGUAUUCGCACAUUGAAAAUCUACCGCAAGAUUUAAUCAACGCCGAAGACACACUCCCGAAAGCCCUCCUCGCCGCUUUCCACGCCAAAAAACAACUCCUAAGCCGGCCACACUACGAUUCGAUUCGCGUGUUUCAAAAGUGCAACGCCGGAAGUCGCUUCCUCGAGGACAGUCUUACAAUGAACAUCUGCAAAAGCCCGAUCCAGCUGAAACUCCUAGCCCAACUGCUCGCCUGCGACUGGCUGCUGGAAGCACGCACCGCCCUCUGGGAAUCGGACAACGAAAAGUUCCAGAGCCAAUCCGGCGAGUACAUCCCGGUCUCCGGCGCCGUCCUGGCCAAGUUCCAAAAGGACCUCGAUUCCCUCCGCACCGUCACCAACGAAAUCCCGAACGCCCAGUCGCGCAUCUUCCUGUACGAAGCCGUCUGCCGGUUGAUGGCCGGAGCCGCCCCGGGUCCAACCCAGCAACUGCUCGGACACAGUCUACGCCAGCGGUACGCGCGCUCUUCGAUCAUCUGCAGCGGCAAGGACCGGAACGCGGCCCAACAGCAGCUGGUCGGAGGACGCGAACGAGCUGCGGCCCUGUACGUGGCCUGCAAACAUCUGCCGGAACCGUGCCUGGCGACGCCGGGCGAGCGGACCAGUAUGCUGCGCGAGGCGGCCAAAACGCUCGAGCGGAUCGGCGACAAGAAGCGGCUGCAGCAGUGCUACCAGCUGAUGCGAUCGCUCGGCAGCGGAGCGGGCACGAACUGAGCGGAGUUGCUGCCGAAAUUAAAUUACUAUUUAUUGAAGAUCAAACUUGCGUUUUCUCACGUUGAUUGUAGAGGAUUAGAGCUGUAGGCGUUGACUAAAUGAACCUUGCUUGAUAUUUUUCUUUGGCAAGUUAUUAGUAUUAGGUUAUUUUUUAAGCUUGGAUAUAGAAAUAAAUGCUUCAAGACUAAUAAA
Molecule: messenger RNA, 3566 nt
Organism: Culex pipiens pallens (northern house mosquito)
Lineage: Eukaryota; Metazoa; Arthropoda; Insecta; Diptera; Culicidae
Product: sterol regulatory element-binding protein 2-like
Exons: 1
Coding region: 195-3374 (1059 amino acids)
Biological process (GO): regulation of transcription by RNA polymerase II
Cellular component (GO): nucleus
Molecular function (GO): RNA polymerase II cis-regulatory region sequence-specific DNA binding; protein dimerization activity; DNA-binding transcription factor activity, RNA polymerase II-specific
Source: RefSeq, a predicted model, not a curated record